CAUAAACCUCUGUUCCUCCUUUGAAACAGAGAAUGAAUCCACCGUAGGCAGUUACAAUCGGAUAACAUCGUCGUCUACACCGUCUUCAAGUCGGAGGAAUCUUCCAAUUGCAAGUAAGUAAUAAUCGCUUCUCAAUUUCCAUUAUCAUCCUAUCUACAUACUCAGUAGUAAAACUAUGGAUUCAGUUAUACACACCCAACAUUUUUACUCAUUUCACUACCACUCUCACAAACAAGCUUCUACAACAACUCGUUGCUUCAGAACUAAAAAACCUUUCAUUUUUUCUUCUCAUAAUUUUGCAAAACUCAAAUGCAAUAGUUAUAGUAAAAAUUAUGUCCCCAACGGUAAAUCACAACAAAACCAUAAAGGGAAUUCCAAUAGUAUACAAUCAUCCCCAAACGGUGCAACAAAUUUAGAGGAGAUAGAGAACAAUAAUCAACUCCGUAAAUUCGUUAAAAUUGGUGAAUUAGAUGAGGGGUUUAAGUUUCUUGAGCGAAUGAGUUUCAAAGGAGGCAUUCCCGAUGUAUUUGUUUGCACAAAUCUCAUUCGUCAGUUUUGUAAAACCGGCAAAACUAAGAAAGCUACACGAGUCAUGGAAAUUCUAGAAACUUCCAAUGUGGUUCCUGAUGUUAUAGCGUACAAUGUUUUGAUCGAUGGUUAUUGCAAAUCGGGGGAGAUAGAGAAAGCUUUGCAGCUUCUAGAACGGAUGAGUGUUUCGCCUGAUGUGGUCACUUAUAAUACGAUUUUGCGUAGUUUGUGUCAUAGGGGUAAAUUAAAGCAAGCUAUGGAAGUUCUUGACAGGCAGCUACAAAGGGGGAUUUAUCCCAAUUUGAUUACGUACAAUAUAUUGAUAGAGGCGACUUGUAAAGAGAGUGGAGUUGGUGAGUCGAUGAAGUUAUUGGAUGUGAUGAAGAUUAAAGGAUGUAAACCCAACGUGAUUACUUUCGGUAUUCUUAUCAAUGGGAUUUGCAAGGAAGGUAGGUUGGAUGAAGCGAUUAAGGUUUUGAGUGACAUGACAUCUUAUGGUUGUGAACCGGAUGUGAUCGUCCAUAAUACCAUUUUGCGUAGCUUGUGUGAUACUGGACGAUGGAGGGAUGCCGAGAGCUUACUGGCUAACAUGCUUCGUAAGGGUUGUUCUCCUAGUAUUGUUACUUUCAAUAUCUUGAUUACUUUCUUGUGUCGAAAAGGUUUGCUCGGUAGGGCCAUUGAUAUCUUGGAGAAGAUGCCGAAGCACGGCUGUACUCCAAAUUCAUUGAGUUACAAUCCAUUGCUUCAUGCAUUUUGUCAAGAAAAAAAGAUGGAUAGAGCAAUUGAGUAUUUGGAAGUAAUGGUGUCUAGGGGUUGUUACCCGGAUAUUGUGACCUACAAUACUUUGGUUACUGCUUUAUGCAAAGACGGGAAGGUGGACAUUGCUGUUGAGUUGCUGAAUCAGUUGAGUAGUAAAGGGUGCUCUCCUAAUGCAAUUACUUAUAAUACCGUUAUUGAUGGACUUUCAAAGGUAGGGGCAACUGAGCAUGCUGCAGAACUUUUGGAUGAGAUGUGUAGGAAAGGUCCUGAACCUGAUGUAAUUACAUAUUCUUCAGUGAUUGGGGGAUUCAUUCGUGAGAGAAAGGUUGAUGGUGCUAUCAAAAUUUUCCGUGACUUGGAAAGAUCAGGCAUUAGGAUCAAUGCUUUCCCUUACAACUCAAUCAUGUUGGGACUCUGUAUGGCUCGGCAAACUAGUAGUGCUAUUGAUCUAUUGACCCAUAUGAUAGAUAAAGGAUGCAAACCUACUGAAGCUACAUAUACCAUUCUUAUUAGAGGCAUUGUUUAUGAAGGAUUAGAUGAGGAGGCUCUGGAGUUGUUUAAUGAGUUGUGCUCCAGAGGAUUUGUGAAGAAAAGUUCUGUAGAAAAGUUACUAGUCAAUAUAUAGGAUGGAUAAAAUGCAUUUAUUUACAUUAGACUUUGUUAGAUCCCUUAUGUUAUCGACUUCUUGCCCUGAAUCUAGCCAUAUUUAAUUCUAAUUUAUAUUUUAAAUUGCUUGAGUGAUGAAUAAUAUGGUCGCAUAUAAAGUUAUAUAAAGUUAUUUAAAUAUCAUCCUUUUUUGUACAAA
Molecule: messenger RNA, 2092 nt
Organism: Trifolium pratense (red clover)
Lineage: Eukaryota; Viridiplantae; Streptophyta; Magnoliopsida; Fabales; Fabaceae
Product: pentatricopeptide repeat-containing protein At1g09900-like
Exons: 1
Coding region: 176-1912 (578 amino acids)
Molecular function (GO): protein binding
Source: RefSeq, a predicted model, not a curated record